AGGAGCCAGGCCGCAAUCCGCAAUUAAAGAUGAACUUUGGGUGAACUAAUUUAUCGGACCAAGGUAGGGUGGGCAGCAACCUGGGAAGGGUAUAAAAGGCGGCCGGCGGCGAGCCCGGGCCGCGCACUCGGAGCUGCCGGGGGCCGGGCGGGAGGCGCUCCCCAGCCAUGGGCUUCUCCGCCCUGGUCGCCAGCGCCCUGUGCACCUUCCUGCUGCCCCUGCUGCUUUUCCUGGCCGCCGUCAAGCUCUGGGACCUGUACUGCGUGAGCAGCCGCGACCCCAGCUGCCCGCUGCCGCUGCCCCCCGGCACCAUGGGGCUCCCCUUCUUCGGGGAGACGCUGCAGAUGGUGCUGCAGAGGCGGAAGUUCCUGCAGAUGAAGCGCAGAAAAUACGGCUUCAUCUACAAGACUCACCUCUUCGGGCGGCCCACGGUGCGGGUGAUGGGCGCCGAGAACGUGCGGCACAUCCUGCUGGGCGAGCACCGGCUGGUCUCGGUGCAGUGGCCCGCCUCGGUGCGCACCAUCCUGGGCUCGGGCUGCCUCUCCAACCUCCACGACGGGCAGCACAAGCACCGCAAAAAGGUACGGCCCCGACGGCGGGCGGGGAGCGGGGGCGGCCGCCCCGGGCGCGGCGGCUGA
Messenger RNA from Calidris pugnax (ruff), 638 nucleotides. RefSeq names its product cytochrome P450 26A1-like. The record is from RefSeq and is a predicted model, not a curated record. The transcript has 2 exons. The coding region runs from base 168 to 638 and encodes 156 amino acids. NCBI's taxonomy places the organism in Eukaryota, Metazoa, Chordata, Aves, Charadriiformes, Scolopacidae. Gene Ontology annotation, molecular function: oxidoreductase activity, acting on paired donors, with incorporation or reduction of molecular oxygen; monooxygenase activity; iron ion binding. Gene Ontology annotation, biological process: sterol metabolic process.